Arabidopsis thaliana (thale cress) is the source of this 1211-nucleotide messenger RNA. RefSeq names its product breaking of asymmetry in the stomatal lineage (gene BASL). The coding region runs from base 76 to 702 and encodes 208 amino acids. NCBI's taxonomy places the organism in Eukaryota, Viridiplantae, Streptophyta, Magnoliopsida, Brassicales, Brassicaceae. The record is from RefSeq and is marked reviewed. The transcript has 4 exons. Gene Ontology annotation, biological process: regulation of asymmetric cell division. Gene Ontology annotation, cellular component: plasma membrane; cell cortex; cytoplasm.
CUUGAAAAAGCCAAAACACUCACACUCAUAAAAAAAAGCUAUUUCUCGUGACAAAGAAACACAAACAUAACAGCCAUGGCUUCACAGUGGACAAUACCAAAACUUGUCACUUGGAGAGUCAGAGAUUGGGCUUCUUGUUUCUUGGCUUGCAAGAUUCCUCUAGACGGAGAUGAAGAUGGAGCUAAUAAUAAUGGAAACACUACGAACAACAAUAAUCUAACGUUCAAAAGGAUUAAGAGGAAGAUUAAAAGUACUAAGAAGAAGAGAUCAGAGAGGAAACUCAGCCUAAGCCCACCAGGUACACGUCAUCAUCAUCUUCAUCUAAGAAGCAGUAGCGUUUCUCCGACGACGUCGGGGUCUCAGCACCGGCGCUUGAGCUGGCCUCAGCCCCCUGUCUCAGAAGAAUCUGGAUUCAUUGUCUUCUGCUUCGAUCGCGAAGAUGGUGGUUUCGAUGUGGUUAAAGAGGGUAAACAAGAGAAGAAAGAGACGGAAUCGUCCUCGGAAAAGUCACCGAGGACGGUGAAUCGUAAGCUUAUAUAUGGAGACCAAGGAGUAGGAGGAACAGAGAAGAAUAACUCGCCGGAGACUAAAGGGACAGAACAAGAUCAGAACGAUAACACUUCAUGUCAAGGAACUAAAGAUGUCUCUAGUGAUGUUACAGAAGUAAUGCUUCGUAACAUCUUUCAACUUCAAAGUAUUUGAGAAUUUAACAUUCUUAUUUAUAUAUUGGUCUUUGACUGUCGCAGAGAACCAAAGAAGAAGAAGACAUUGAUGCCUCUGAUAAAUCUAGCGGGUCUAGUCACUCAGAUGAAGGAAGGGGAUCUUUUGCAUUUCCCAUAUUAGGAGUAGAGUGGAUGGGGAGUCCUGCUAAGAUGCCUGAAUCAGAUGACUUGUCUCCCAAGAAACAAAAGCCAGUUGCUUUAGGGUUCCAAUGUUGUAGAUUCUGAAAAAGAUAACAUCCUACAAGUUUAUCCAAUUCUUUUGUUUUACUCUGUUUCUGACUUCAGAGUAAAGAAACACUCUUAAAGGACAUAGAAUCUACAAUCUUGAUAAGACACGAAUUCAGAUGAAAUCAUCAGUAUCCUCAUGUCUUGAUGGUUACACAUAUCUAUAUAUCUGUUCUGAAAUUUGAAUGUAUGUCAAGAAAAAUUAGUGUAAAUUAGUAUCAAAACUCAAAAGAUAGAAGUGACUACAAGUAAGUAUCACAGCUU